UCCUUGUGUAAGUUGAUCAAUUUGCAAACACUCAACUUAUCAUGUUGUUAUAGUCUUGUUGGAUUGCCGAGGGAUAUGUGGAAACUCAUUAAUCUACGACAUCUUGAUAUUACUAGAACUGACAUAAUGGAGAUGCCGAUACAAUUGGGUAGCUUAAGAAGUCUGCAAACGUUGACAAAAUUUAUUAUCGGCAGCCGUAAUGGGUCUUGCAUUGGAGAGUUGGGAAAACUUACAAAUCUUCGAGGGAAGCUUGCUAUUUUGAACCUUCAAAAUGUUCUCUCUUCUACAGAUGCCUCAGAUGCCGGCUUGAAGGACAAGAAGCACAUUGAGGAGUUGGUGUUGGAAUGGAAAGCUGGUACUGUUGUUUUAGAAAGUCAAAGAAUUAUACUUGACAAUCUCCAGCCUCAUUCAAAUUUGAAAAGUCUCACUAUCAACAACUAUGGCGGUCAAAGUUUUCCAGAUUGGAUAGGGCAUGAUUCAUUCUUUAAUAUGGUAUCUCUUCACCUAAACAAGUGUAAAUUUUGUUGCAGCCUGCCAUCGCUUGGACAACUACCCUCUUUGCAGAACCUCUCUAUUGUUGAGUUUGAUGGAGUUGUUAGAGUGGGUCCUGGAUUUUAUGGUAGUGGUUCAUCUUCAAUUAUGCCAUUUAAAGCAUUGAAAGUUCUAAGGUUCGAGUUGAUGUUGAAGUGGGAGGAAUGGUUAUCCUUUGGUGCUGAAAAUGAAGGUGUAGCUUUUCCUCUCCUACAAGAGCUUUAUAUUCAUGAUUGUCCCAAGCUAACACGAAGGUUGCCCAUCCAUCUUCCUUCUUUAGCCAAACUUGAGAUCACGGAAUGUCCACUAUUGGUGUUUUCACUCCCGAUGUUUCCUGCUAUAUGUCAAUUGAAUCUAACACGUUGUAAUGAGGUUUUGUUAAAGGAAUUGCCAACUAGAAUACAGGUUCUCAAAGUUGGAGGAUGUGAUGCACUAGAUUCCCAAGCCAACAUAAUGAUGGGGCCCAGUAGUUCUCUUCAAGAGUUAGAAGUCAGUGACUGUUCUUCGUUUGUGUCCCUUUCCAAGUGUGAUCUAGCAUCUACAUUAAAAUCCCUUAUCAUCAGGAAUUGUGGGAUUUUAGAGCUCCCAAUGUACCCGAUCUUUUCAUCCCUUAAAAAAUUAUACUUAUUUAAUAUUCAUGGUGCUCUCAAGUCCGUCCCAUUAGACUUAUUUCCAAAGCUUUGUGACAUCUAUAUCUUUGGGUGUAGGAAUUUGGAAUCCUUGACAGUUUCUGAAGAACAUAGACAUGAUUUAAUGACAUUGCAAAUACAAAUCAUAGAUUGCCCUUGUUUUGUAUCUUUUCCAAAAGGAGGAUUGCGUGCCGCCAACCUUACAUUGCUUUGGGUUUGGAAUUGUGGAAGUUUGAGGUCAUUACCAGAUAAGAUGCACUCUUUCCUCUCAUCUCUUGAGGAAUUGCAAAUAGUCAAUUGUGCAGAAGUUGAGUCUUUUCCUGAGGGGGGUUUGCCUUGUAAUCUGAAAUCGAUGUCCAUCAUUGAUUGUGACAACCUCGUUGCCGAACGAAUGGGAUGGGGUUUGCAAAAGCUCCCAUUUCUUAAAAAAUUGUUUAUUUGUGGUGAAAGGGGAAAUGUAGAGUCCUUUCCGGAGGUGGGAUUGCUGCCCACCAAUCUGACUGCUCUUCAAAUAAUGAAUUUUCCAAAUAUGAAAUCUUUGGAUAAGGGGCUUCAACAGCUCACCUCUCUUGAAGAAUUGCGGAUCUAUAACUGCCCUAUGCUCAAGUACAUGCCAGAAGAGGGCUUGGCUGCCUCUGUUUCUGUUUUAUUGAUCAACAAUUGUCCUUUGGUAAAGAAACAAUGUCAGAGGAAAAAAGGAAAAGAAUGGCGCAAGAUUGCUCAUGUCCACCUAAUAAUGAUUGAUGAUGAAUUGAUUGAAUGAGCUAAAUGUCUAGCAAGAAUCUCCACUCAGAAUUUCGAAGAUCUAAGAGCUAGCUCGAUUUUGACUACACAAAGCAACACGUCUGUUUCCAAAGUAUGAGUGGAUGAAAAAGGACAUGGCUUCCGUUUGAUUGAUCAAAAGCUCCUUGGUUAAUUUUCAUGGGGUGGAUCCAAACUGUUUUGUGAAAGUUCCCGUGCCUGACGAACGACUCUCGAAGUGACAAGUGGUUCUGAUUUAAGAAAGCGCCACGCCCAAGAUUUUCAAUUUAUUAUGAUCAUAGCAGAUAUUGAAGUGGCCUUCCUACCGUGGCCUCAGAUGUCAAAUUUUUGUUGUACCAACAAAUAUAAUUUAUUUAGCAGGAAGUUUAAUCAAUACAAAGGAUGUCGGCUAGGGAGGAACUUAGUAGGAGGUGGUUUGAAUAAAAUAGGAUGAGAAAUGAUUCAUCUCUUCUCUUGGUCUUUCUCUCAUCCUUUCAAUUUUCAAAAUUAUCAUUAAAUAUGUGGGCUCGUGUAGGUUUCACACAAGAAUCCAACAGAUUCAUUGGUAAUUUUAAAAAUUAACGAGAAGAGAGAAAGACCGAAGGAUAAUCCAUGGGCUUUCAAGUCCAAAAGCAUAAAUGCAUUUGUAGUAUGGAGCUUUGAAUACAACAAACAGUGAGCAAUGAGUUGGGAUAUAGACACUUUUGGGCUCAAGUUGGUGCAACAGAACGUGUGGGCCUAGCAUCUUCUCUUGUGUCCUUUCAUACAGCUGCAACCCAUGAAUUCACAAGCUUUUCUUUGUUUGCAUUUGGACAAGUAUUGAUUGGUAGGGGACCCUCCACAUCCACAACACUCCCAUGCGUCCCUUACAAUACCACGUCUUGAAGUCGACAAAUGGCUGGACUUGGGUUUUGAGCUAUUUGUUGAAAUAAAUUUUAGAUUGUUUUAAGUUUCAUAUAAAUUUUCUCAUAAUUGCUAUCAUUUUCUCAUUCAUAUAUAUAUAUAUGACAUAUGAUAUGAUAUGAUAUAUGUUGUGGAUUUCGGUGAUGUUGCAUGCAAUCUCAUUAAGUCAACAGCUGGAGUACUACAAGGAGUAUCAGCCGUAGGGUGGUGGAAAUUGCAGGGAGAUCAAAUGCUUCAACAAUAAUAUCUGGUGCAAUCUACUUUCUUAGUGCUGGGAACAGUGACUUUCUUCAGAACUAUUACGUUUAUCCUCUUCUUCAAGUCGCUUAUUCUUUUGAUCGCUUCUCCGGCAUUCUCAUGCAAUCCUAUUCAAUUUUCAUUCAGGUCUCUCCUCUCCUCACAGUUCUUCUCAAACAUAGAUUAUAUAUCUUUUACCCUUUUGUUUGUUUGUUUGUUUUUUUUUUUUUGGAAAUAAAAACAUUAACAAAUAUUUAAAACUACUUUUAUCUUCAUCUUAAUGUUGUAAGAAUUAAGAAAAAAUAAACAAAAUUCCUAUGCAUUCAUUCAUAAAGAAACAUCUGUGACUGGGCCUAUAUGCAUUGGGUGGGAGGAGAAUUGGAGUGACAACACUACCCCUAAUGGGAUGCCUGCCAGCAGCCAUGACGUAUAAUAUAUGGGUUGGGUGGGAACGAGUGUGUGGAAAGGUUAAACAAUGGCGCAAUUUCCUUAUAAAUGCAAACAAAUAUUACCAGACUGAUGCGCCCAGUUAACAUAUUGAAUUGGCUUUGUCACAAACCUCAAACCUCAAGUCCAAGCUUUGUUAUGCCAUUUAUAAAUGCUAAGAAAAUAGAACAUAUAGCAUAGAAACAAUUGUAAAGCAAGACAGUAAUUUCUGUACUUAAAGAAGUAGGAGCAGCAAUAUGCCAUUACUAGAGAGGAUUGCACAACAGGUGUUUGAUUAAAUGUUCCCUCACUCUGUAAUCAGGAGGUGUUUCUGUUUGUAUGUAUAGAAAACGUCUGUAUAGCUUGUAUGUAAUCUGAUAAACAAAAAGAUGUGGAAACUCAAUACAAUGCAAUGUUAUCUCUUAUCUAAAUGUUUAUUAUCUUUGUGAGAUGAUUUUCUUGAGUGAGAUGAUAUCUUGGCUGUGGAAGAUUUUCUCUGCCAUGGAGGACUCUGCAUCUGCAGAGUUCUCUACAGUGGAGGAUACUUCUACAUCUUCAUGUUGUUUCUUAUAAGCUUUAGGUAAUCAAACUUGUCACUAAUGAUAGUUCAAAGAGUAAUGCUAUUCAGUAAAUUACUAUAUCACUGCCAUACAACUUGAUGAUGUGACAGUGAAAAUCAGUUCUUGGAACAACUCUUGCAAACAAUCCUAGGUAGUAUUUUAUAAGUUUACUAAAUAUUAAAGGUGGUUAUCGGUCAUAACGGUCUGGUUUUGCCUAUAACCGAUUACCGACUGAAAUUUAUCGGUUAAUCGGUUUUCUAACCGAUUACCGACCGAUAAGAAUUUAUUUCGAAAAUUUCAGUUAAAUCAGUAAUCGGUUAAAACGGUUUUCGUGGGCUUUCUGAGCACAAAGACCGUUUGAGUGACGAUUUUUGUGCAUAAAUACCCACAGAUUCAGCCCAUAAAUCCUCAAAUCAAACUAAUGAAAUACUAGAGAUUACCUAAUGUGACGAUUUCUGAGCACAAAGACUGUCUGAGUUACGGACAGAGGCGAGGUCACACCGUCAUGGCAUCAUGGACUCACGGACUCAAGACGUCAUGGCAACCCACGACCACGAAGCUUCGACGCUGCACCACCCACAAUUGGAGUCACACCGCACCGUCCUGCGAGAGAGUGAGAGAGGAGAGAGCUGAGGGUGAGACAGGCAACAUUAACUAGAGAGAGCAAAGGUG
Molecule: messenger RNA, 4699 nt
Organism: Corylus avellana
Lineage: Eukaryota; Viridiplantae; Streptophyta; Magnoliopsida; Fagales; Betulaceae
Source: RefSeq, a predicted model, not a curated record